Caenorhabditis remanei is the source of this 396-nucleotide messenger RNA. RefSeq lists its product as uncharacterized. The transcript has 2 exons. The record is from RefSeq and is a predicted model, not a curated record. The coding region runs from base 1 to 396 and encodes 131 amino acids. Gene Ontology annotation, biological process: tRNA 5'-leader removal. NCBI's taxonomy places the organism in Eukaryota, Metazoa, Nematoda, Chromadorea, Rhabditida, Rhabditidae. Gene Ontology annotation, molecular function: nucleic acid binding. Gene Ontology annotation, cellular component: nucleus; nucleolar ribonuclease P complex; ribonuclease MRP complex.
AUGUCUAUCCGUAUGUCUACAACACCAUCCAAACGAUUCGAUGAAAAAACGAACGAUAUGAGACGUCGCCCACCAGUCAAGCCAAGCGGGGACCCGAAUCACAUUUAUAUCACUAGAAAGACUAACGUCGAAUCCCAAACGAAAACCGCCGAAGAACUUCUAAACAACGCAUUCGACGAAAUUUUCAUUCACGGGAUGGGAGCAUCUGUUAACAAAGCGCUGGUAUUUGCAAUGGAGGUAGAAAGAAAGUUUGGAGGAAGUGUGAAGUCUGACAUUCAAACAUCGACCGUACAAUGUACCGAUGAUAUCGUAUCACUGCUAGAUCUGGAUCAGAGUGAAACACGUCAUCGGUCUGUGUCUGCUGUACAUGUUCACCUUUAUCGUGCCUCUUCAUAA